CUUUGACGUACAGUACCGCCAACCUAAGAUCUACGUUACCAAGUGUUUCCGUCCACCAACGCCUCGACGUGCAUAAAACGGGCACUUCGAAUUACGCCAAUGUCCACCGAAAUUCUUUCGUGUGAUGAGAGCUCAUUAUCAAAUUAUAGCUGAAGCUGAGAGAUUUAAUUCAAUUAUUUCUGAAUCACGUGCAAGUCUCAGUUACAUUGGCUCGAAGGUAUCCGAAGGAAUGGAACAGAUGAAAGAAGAUAUUUCCAGAGAAUUGUUUAUAACUGAUCAUUUAACGAAUCUUAGUUCGAAAAUAAGUCUGUUGCUGCAUCAUUAUUCUGAAUUGGAGGAAGGAUUGAUUGAGCUGGUAAGAAUGAACUAUAAUACAAAGAGUGUGCGAAUCGAGACACCAUCUGACCUUAACGAAGAAGUUAAGUGCAUCCUUGCAGCGGCAAAAAAAAGGCAGUCGCAACAACAGCAGCAGUCAGAUCGCCCGCGAACGCCGAGAAAGUUGCGAAUGUUAACUAAUAUUUCCACGGAAGCAAAAGAUUCUCAACCGCAUAAUUCCAUUGUGAAUUCGAAGUUUCCUACGUCACAAUCAUAUGAUACUGAUCUCUCAAACGUAACAACGCCUGAUAAACAAGAAAGGCCACGUACGUUUGUAUAUCCGGAAGUCCAGCUGUUGAACAAUCCGAGAUCAGUAAAUAAUGCAAAAUCCAUCGGUUUUCGACCAUUUUAAAAAUGCGAACCUAAAAAUCGGAUAGAUAAAAAUCGGACAGAUUUGUUUUCGUAUCUCUUUCUUUUUUGUUUUCCUUGUUUGUAAAAAUACAGAAAAAAUUGUAACUAUGAAAUAAAUAGAGGCAAAGUUUUUUUUAUAUUUGAGCAGUUUUAUUUUUGUACAAUAAAAAUAUACACUGCAGGCCAAAAAUUUGGAAGCGUUUGCAAUUUUCUUGCAUCUCACGAAAAGUUCAAUAUUUCGGUGAUAAAAAACAUACAGAAAUUUUUUUAAACGCAUUUUAUAGAGCAAAAAUAGAGUUUUAAAAUAAUAUCUUUUAAUUACGUUUCUGCGAUAUUUUAUUCCUAAAUUACAUAAAAUAAAAAAUUGAUAUUUUUAUAUAUAUUUUACUUUGGAGCAUUGUAGCUUGAUAAAAUAUAUCAUCGGACAUAAUCUAACAUAAAAGUAUUUUAAGGAUAUUUUGGCUAUUCAACUAAAAGUUAUCAAAAUUAAAAAACUGCAAACUCCUUGGUUUUAUUUCUUUUUUCUUACUAACGAAAGAAGUUUUGCCCGAAAUGCUCGAAUUUUGAUGAAACCUACAUAGCCAUGUCAUUUGCAAACAUUUACUUAUAUUUUACAAUGCCAUUGUAACAACGUGAAAUUGCAACAUCUAUCUGGACCAAUGCUUUAAUAAUAAUAGAUUAAUUGCGUUUUGCUUCUGGCAAAGUAAACAGUAUAUGCAUACAGCAACUUUUUCAGCUGGUCGGUUACAUGCCUUUGAAUGUCCUCUUUUUAUCGGGUGUGUUGGAGCGUCUGUUUGCCUGCAUUUGACAAGUUUGCAUCGACCUUUCUCGCAAUUUCUACCUUCUACAUGGUAACGUGUCAACUCAUUCGGCAGCAAUAAUUCGUCAGUUUCUGGCUCAAAAACACAAUUGAGAACAUUUAAAAGGUAGUGACCGACCAGCUGAAGAAGAUUCUCGCAGAAGACUUUUUUAACGCUAUGAAGAGGUUGAAAACACGUGUUCACUAAUGUAUUGCUUCAGAAGGAGUCUUUAUUGAGUAAAUAACCAGUGAAACUGCA
Monomorium pharaonis (pharaoh ant) is the source of this 1784-nucleotide messenger RNA. RefSeq lists its product as uncharacterized. The coding region runs from base 125 to 727 and encodes 200 amino acids. The transcript is spliced from 5 exons. The record is from RefSeq and is a predicted model, not a curated record. Lineage: Eukaryota; Metazoa; Arthropoda; Insecta; Hymenoptera; Formicidae.